CUGCUCGGCGACACCACAUGCGGAUGCGUGAGCGCGAGCGGAUGGCUGAGACUCGGCGUGGAGAGCUGCACUCUCAUCUGGCAACGGACAGGAUUGAGUUUGGCGCCCAUGUCUCCAACGAUCGUGUCCAAGCCAAGCGGAGGAUGCGUGAGAUGCGCGCGGCUCAGCAGGAGGCUCAGAUGGCUGCCGAGGUCGAGCGGACUGGUGCAGCUCGUGAAGCCGCCGCUCGCCGACGUGCCGAAGAAGUUGCGCUCGCCAACGAGGUCGAGCGCCGCAAGGCCGACGCACUGAGAGACGCCAAGCUCCGCCAGCUCAUCCGCGAGGACUCGGCGGAGCUCCGCGAGCUGCAGUCGCGGCUCAAGGCCGCGUAUCUGACCAAGGAGCGCGCGGCGCAGAUGGCCGAGAAGGAGCUCAUGUUCCAGCAGCGGGUCGCCGAGGAGCAAGCCCGUGACCGCCAGCUGCUGGAAGAGUGGCAGCGCGCCUUUGUCGACGAGGACGCCCGCAUGGCCGCCAACGCUGCCAAGGCCACCGCCUACCGCGAGUCACUGCAGGAGCAGCUCGAAGCCAAGGAGGCUGCCAAGGAGGCUGCCUAUGAGGAGUUCCUCCGUGAGAAGGCCAUGAUCGACGAGAUCGUCGCCAAGAUCCAGGCCGAAGACGACGCUUCCGCCCGCGAGCGACUGGAGAAGCAGCGCGAGACCCGCGAGUACAUCGACGAGUUUAUGCGCCAGCGCGAGGCCAUCAAGACCGCCGAGCGUGCACGCAUCGAGGCCGAGAACGUCGAAAUCGCCGCAUAUGUCAAGCAACAAGAGGAACGCAAGGCGCGCUUCGAGGCCACCCGUCGCGCCAAGGACGCCCUCCGCGAGCGUGUCCGUGAGCAGCAGGCUGCCGCCAUUGCCCAGCAGGAGGCCUCGCGCCGCGAGCUCGAAGACCUCCGCCAGGAGCUCCAUUGGGAGGAGCAGGAGGCUGCUGCCCGUGCCCGCGAGCGCGCCGAGAUGGAAAAGCGCAUCCGCCAGCGCAUCGAGAUGCAGGCGUCGUACAAGGAGCAGAUGGAGGCCAAGGCCCGCAGAGCGCAGGCCCGCCGCGACGAGGAGGAGGCCUUCCGCGCUGCCAUGCUCGAGAAGUUUGCCCAGGACGAGAAGCUCGAGCAGAUGGCCGCCAACAAGCGCCGCAUGCGCCAGAUCCAGCAUCGCCGCGAAGUCGACGAGCUCAUUCGCCAGCGCCGCGAAGCUUACGAGGCCGAGCUCUCUGCAGAGCACGACCGCCGCGCCCAGGAGCGCGAGUUCGAGGCCUAUCGCGCCGCCAUCAUCGAGGAGGAGCGCCAGCGCCUCAUCAAGGAGCACGCCUCCAAGCUCCUCGGCUACCUGCCCAAGGGCGUCCUCAAGGAUGCCAACGACGUCAACCUUCUCCCGGAGGAUCUCCGCUCCGGGUUCAAGCCCAAGCCCAAGCCGUACGGCUCCUCAGGCCCGGCCCCGCCCUGGGCCACCUCCUCCGCAGCCUCCCGCCCGGCCGCUUCUGCCCUGGCCUCCUCCGAGGGCAACUUCCUUGCUCAUCCCGUCGCCGCGCACUCGCCGUACCAGACCACCAAUCAGGCCAACUUUGCCCCGCCGCCGCAGGCCGCUGCAGGCCGCCGUCCGGCACACGCUGCGCCUGACUACCGCAACCGGCCCUUCCACCUGUAG
Messenger RNA from Thecamonas trahens ATCC 50062, 1679 nucleotides. Its product is annotated as meiosis-specific nuclear structural protein 1. The transcript has a single exon. The coding region runs from base 18 to 1679 and encodes 553 amino acids. NCBI's taxonomy places the organism in Eukaryota, Apusomonadida, Apusomonadidae. The record is from RefSeq and is a predicted model, not a curated record.